CACCGAGAGUUUGCACCGGGACGACCGGACACUUUCACCGCUCUCUCCGGGCUUUACUUUGGGGUACCUGAAAGCACUGGGUCCUUUCAGCUAGUCAGACAGGAGCUGUAAGCAAAUGUCACCUGCUCGUAUGUGUUUUUAUAGCGACUAUUUUAGAGUCCUGUGAUCAAGCUUACCUGUGAGCGCGGAGCAGCUGCACACUUCUUCAACAUGGCUUCUUCCGCCACAGGUGACCACGAAGACCAGACUGAUUCAAAUGCCUGUUAUCUGCGCGCAGCUCGGGCCGGGAAUUUAGAGAAAGCUUUGGACUACUUGAAGAAUGGAGUGGACAUCAAUAUCUGCAAUCAGAACGGUCUGAAUGCUCUCCAUCUGGCCUCGAAGGAGGGCCAUGUGGAGGUGGUGGCAGAGCUCAUUAAGCAGGGUGCCAAUGUGGACGCAGCUACCAAGAAAGGAAACACAGCCCUGCACAUAGCCUCCCUGGCCGGCCAGACGGACGUGGUGAAGGAGCUCGUCACUCACAGCGCCAACGUCAAUGCACAGUCACAGAAUGGCUUCACUCCGCUGUACAUGGCAGCGCAGGAGAAUCACAUGGAUGUGGUUCAGUACUUAUUGGACAACGGCUCCAGUCAGAGCAUCGCCACUGAGGACGGUUUCACUCCUCUGGCGGUGGCGUUGCAGCAGGGCCAUGACCAAGUGGUUUCCCUCCUACUGGAAAACGACACCAAGGGGAAGGUGCGCCUCCCAGCGCUGCACAUCGCCGCUCGGAAAGAUGACACCAAGGCCGCCGCCCUCCUCCUCCAGAACGACCACAACGCCGACGUGGAGUCCAAGAGCGGUUUCACUCCUCUCCAUAUUGCGGCGCACUACGGCAAUAUCAACGUAGCAACACUCCUGCUUAACAGAGGGGCAGCUGUGGACUUCAAGGCGAGGAAUGACAUAACACCGCUUCACGUAGCAUCCAAACGCGGCAACAGCAAUAUGGUGCGACUGCUGCUGGAGAGAGGGGCCAAGAUAGAUGCACGGACCAAGGAUGGUCUGACUCCUCUCCACUGUGGAGCCAGGAGCGGCCAUGAGCAGGUGGUGGAGAUGCUGCUGGACAGAGGAGCUCCGAUACUGUCAAAGACUAAGAACGGCCUGUCUCCGCUCCACAUGGCAACGCAGGGCGACCACCUGAACUGCGUCCAGCUGCUGCUGCACCACGAGGUUCCCGUGGACGACGUGACUAAUGAUUACCUGACGGCGCUGCACGUGGCCGCACACUGUGGACACUACAAGGUGGCAAAGGUCAUCGUGGAUAAAAAGGCCAACCCUAACGCCAAGGCUCUGAAUGGUUUCACUCCUCUGCACAUUGCCUGCAAGAAAAACAGAGUCAAGGUGAUGGAGCUACUUCUGAAGCAUGGAGCGUCUAUACAGGCAGUCACUGAGUCCGGUCUGACUCCCAUCCACGUUGCAGCGUUUAUGGGACACGAAAACAUCGUCCACCAGCUAAUCAACCACGGGGCUUCGUCAAACACCAGCAAUGUGAGAGGGGAGACGGCGCUCCACAUGGCAGCGAGGGCAGGACAGUCAAAUGUGGUCCGAUAUCUGGUCCAGAACGGAGCACAAGUCGAUGCCAAGGCCAAGGACGACCAGACUCCGCUGCAUAUCUCAAGCCGUCUCGGGAAGCAAGACAUCGUCCACCAGCUGAUGGCAAACGGAGCGGACCCAGACGCCACGACCAGCUCCGGAUACACACCUUUACACCUGGCGGCCAGAGAGGGACACAGAGAUAUAGCCUCAGCACUGCUGGACAAAGGAGCUAGUCUGGACAUCACUACCAAGAAGGGCUUCACUCCUUUGCAUGUAGCAGCAAAAUACGGGAAGAUCGAGGUCGCUAACUUGCUUCUGCAGAAGAACGCUCCACCUGACGCUGCUGGGAAGAGUGGACUAACUCCACUGCAUGUGGCAGCACACUAUGAUAACCAGAAGGUGGCGCUGCUCUUGCUCAACCAGGGGGCUUCACCGCACGCUGCUGCGAAGAACGGCUACACACCGCUCCACAUUGCAGCCAAGAAGAAUCAGAUGGAGAUAACCACCACGUUACUGGAGUACAGCGCUUCCACCAACACAGUCACACGCCAGGGAAUCACUCCUCUGCACCUCGCAGCGCAGGAAGGCAACGUAGACAUAGUGACGCUGCUGCUGGCUCGAGACGCUCCUGUUAACAUGGGCAAUAAGUCCGGUCUCACUCCGCUCCACCUGGCUGCUCAGGAGGAUAAAGUCAACGUUGCUGAGGUCUUAGUCAACCACGGAUCUACAAUAGACCCUGAAACCAAGUUGGGUUACACUCCUCUCCAUGUGGCCUGUCACUAUGGCAACAUAAAGAUGGUCAGCUUCCUGCUGAAAAACCAGGCGAAGGUCAACGCUAAGACCAAGAACGGUUACACACCUCUCCACCAGGCCGCACAGCAGGGACACACACACAUCAUCAACAUGCUGUUACAUCACGGAGCAUCACCCAACGAGCUCACCUCUAAUGGGAACAGUGCUCUGUCUAUUGCCAGGAGGCUCGGCUACAUCUCUGUAGUUGACACACUCAAGGUGGUCACAGAGGAGACUCUGGUCACUCAGACUGUGACGGAGAAGCACAAGAUGAAUGUUCCCGAGACCAUGAACGAGGUGUUGGACAUGUCCGACGACGAAGUCUGUAAAGCCAAUGUUCCCGAAAUGAUCACAGAGGACUAUUUAUCUGAUGUGGAAGAAGGUGAUGAUGCAAUGACGGGGGACACAGACAAAUAUCUGGCCCCCCAGGACCUGCGGGAGCUGGGCGACGACUCGCUCCCUCAGGAAGGCUACAUGGGCUUCAGUGUUGGUGCUCGGUCGCAGAGCCUGCGUUCCUUCAGUUCUGAUAGGUCCAACACGUUGAACCGGAGCUCGUUCACGCGCGACAGCAUGAUGAUAGAGGAGAUGCUGGCCACCAAUAAGGAAAUGCAUUUGGCGGCGGCUAAAGACUGCGACAACGACUCCCUGAGGAGAUACAGCUGGACGGCAGACGCACUGGAUAAUGUCAACCUGGUCUCCUCACCAAUACACUCCGGGUUCCUGGUCAGCUUCAUGGUCGACGCCAGGGGCGGCUCCAUGAGAGGAAGUCGUCACAAUGGCAUGCGCAUCAUCAUCCCUCCUAGAAAAUGCACUGCGCCCACCAGGAUCACCUGUCGACUGGUCAAGAGGCACAAACUGGCAUCGCCUCCCCCGAUGGUGGAAGGAGAAGGCCUGGCUAGCCGAUUGGUCGAGGUCGGCCCGGCAGGAGCUCAGUUCCUCGGGCCUGUGAUAGUGGAAAUCCCCCAUUUUGGCUCGAUGCGAGGACAGGAGAGAGAGCUGAUCCUACUGCGCAGCGAGAAUGGAGAAAGCUGGAAAGAGCAUCUGUACGAUUGUAAGACCGACGACCUCAAUCAGCUCCUCAAUGGGAUGGAUGAAGAACUGGACAGUCCCGACGAGCUGGAGAAGAAGAGAAUCUGCCGCAUCGUCACCAAGGACUUCCCACAGUACUUCGCCGUAGUGUCUCGUAUCCGGCAGGAGACCAAUCAGAUGGGACCCGAGGGCGGGACUCUGUGCAGCCGGAGCGUCCCAUUGGUUCAGGCAUCCUUCCCUGAGGGUGCAUUAACCAAAAAGAUUAAAGUUGGACUGCAGGCCCAGCCGGUACCUGACGACACCGUGAAGAAAAUUCUCGGUAACCGAGCAACCUUCAGCCCCAUCGUUACCGUGGAGCCCAGAAGAAGGAAGUUCCACAAGCCUAUCACCAUGACAAUCCCAGUGCCGCCUCUCUCAGGGGAGGGUCUCACUAACGGCUAUAAAGGAGACUCUACUCCCUGCCUCCGCCUUCUCUGUAGCAUCACAGGUGGUACGUCCCCAGCUCAGUGGGAAGACAUCACCGGCACAACACCUCUCACCUUCGUCAACGACUGCGUCUCCUUCACCACCAACGUUUCUGCCAGGUUCUGGCUAGCAGACUGCCACCAGAUCCCAGAGACCGUGGGCUUGGCCAUGCAGCUGUACAGGGAGCUGAUCUGUGUGCCCUACAUGGCCAAGUUCGUGGUGUUUGCCAAGAUGAACGACCCGGUGGAGUCCAGGCUGAGGUGCUUCUGUAUGACGGACGACAAGGUGGACAAGACCCUGGAGCAGCAGGAGAACUUUGAGGAGGUGGCGAGGAGCAAAGACAUUGAGGUUCUGGAGGGCAGGCCCAUUUAUGUGGAUUGCUACGGGAAUUUGGCUCCUCUGACCAAAGCCGGUCAGCAGUUAGUUCUUAACUUCUACGCCUUCAAGGAGAACCGCUUGCCCUUCUGUGUCAAGAUCAGAGACCCCAGCCAGGAGCACUGCGGUCGUCUCACUUUCCUUAAAGAGUGUAAGACCAUAAAGGGCUUCCCACAAACCGCUGUGUGCAACCUGAACAUCACACUUCCUGCAGUGAAAAAGACUGAAAAGCCAGAGCGACGUCAUACCUUUGCAUCUCUAGCCUUACGUAAGCGCUACAGCUAUCUGGCCGAGCCUGCACUGAGCCCUCAGAGUCCCUGUGAGAGAACAGACCUCCGUAUGGCAAUAGUAGCCGACCACCUCGGACUCAGCUGGACUGAGCUGGCCAGGGAGAUGGAUUUCUCUGUGGAUGAGAUCAACUUCAUCAGAGUGGAGAACCCCAAUUCCCUGACAGCACAGAGCUUCAUGCUGCUUAAGAAAUGGGUGCACAGGGAUGGUAAAAACGCCACAACGGAUGCUUUAACUGCGGUGCUGACUAAGAUCAAUCGGUUGGAUAUUGUGACUUUGCUGGAAGGGCCCAUAUUUGACUACGGUAACAUUUCAGGCACACGCUGCUUUGCCGAUGAUAACGCAGUAUUCCCGGAUCAGUCCGAUGGAUACAACAACAAUAUAGAUCUGGAGCUGCAAUCCCCCGUAGAGCUGAACUACGAGCCCCCCACCCCACUGCGCUCAGAUGACUUCUUUAGCGAGGGCGGUCCCUUUUUAGACUCCCCUAGCAAGACCACCCUUACUAGGCCUAGCGAUCUCUCUCUCACUCAGACCACCAGUACCUCCAGCAGCAACCCCAUUACUGUUGCUCUAGGCCCCGGCUCCUCUGCCAUGGAGCCCCCCAUUGUUGGGGCAGAAGAUACAACUUUGACCUAUAGAGAAAGAGGGAUGUCUGCAGAAGAUAAUACAGGGCUGGAUUCUUGUGAGUGGCCAGAUAAUGACAGAAGGGCAGUAGAGGGGCAAGGAAAGGAGACAGAUGAGCAUGCUGAGGCCUUAGAGCAAGAAUUGAAGACAGGGCAGGAUGUUGUUUUGGAGAGUCAGGGAGAACACCAAAAAGAGGAUAUCGCCCCAGAAACUGCUCAUGGAAAUGGAAAGCAGAAGGAGGAGGCAGAAGAAGAAGAAGGAGGAGGAGAGGAAGAGAUGACCCAGGAGAGGCUGCUGAGUCUGCUGGAGGAUAUAAAGCUGGAGGAAGGCUUGGAUGAGGAGGAGAUAACAGAGGAGAGGGUUAAUGCCAUCCUCGAGCAAGUACGGCAAGCAGAAAAAGACAUGUCUUCAGUUUCAGGCUGGAGAAGCGAGACAUCCGGCGCAAUAAUAGAGUCCGCAAGCCCUGGCCAGAGCCCCAGCACUGACGAGGGGAGCCCUGACAGUCUAGCUGAUGUGCCGGCUCAGACCCACAAACAGAACGGAGGUCACACAGACGCAGCCAGGGAGGAGAAGGAAAAGGAAUCCAAGAGGAAGGGAUCUCAGGAGGACAGCAGCACAGCAGGACCAAGCAGAGGCCAGGAGAAUAAGAAGGAGGAGGGAGGUGAAAGGUCCCAGCACAAAGUCCAGGGAGAGGAGGCCAGAAACAUUCCUGGAGAGUCUGUGACAGAGGAGCAGUUUACAGAUGAAGACGGGAAUCUUGUCACCAGAAAAGUGAUCAGAAAGGUGGUGCGCCGUGUGUUCAACUCAGAGGCAAAGACGGAAAGCGAAAGUGAAAUUCUUACAGAAGAAGGUGGUGGUGAUGGUGGUGGUGAUGUAGCGACAGGUGGAGCAGAUGUUGCUUCUUCAGCAGGAGGAGCAGCAGGAGGAGCAGGAGCCACGGGGGGAAAGAGCAAGAAGAGGGGGAAGCGCUCCCGACAGGGCAACAAGGGCGAGAAGUCUGGAGGGGGGAAAACUGAGCCCGGAGACAGCGCCAGCAAGAAACAGGGAAAGAAGAGUCAUUCGUAACAGUGGAGCUCUCAACUAAACCUGGUCAACGGACGCCCACGUGCGUCUCCACACACACCCUGGGAGGAAAAACGGACUGGAACCCAUGAAACCCAAAGGGGAGCCUCGUCAAUGUCAAUCAGCCAAAAAAAAAAGUGUCUGAAGCUUUCACUUUACCAACGCAUGGUUUUCAGCGAGACAACGCAAAAAACAAGUUACUUUUAUUUGAUUUCGCAUGAGCAUGUCACCAAAACUCACUUAUUGUUGGGAAACAACACUGAAGGACACGCACGGACGUGAGCGGGAACUUUCUCAUCUUUUGAUGAAUGAACGAUAGAAGGCGUCUGUGACCAAAGACGGCACAAACAGAUAAAAAAGGCUCACUGCUGACAGAUAAAGGAAGACUUGUGAAUCACUUUUUUCUCAGACACUCGCCUUAUAUGGUCUAUUUUUUUCCUCCUGGACCCAAAGUAUUGGGGUGUACCAUGUGGUUCUUUUUUAAAAAAACAAAUGAAAUAUAAUAGUAAAUGGGUGAUUUUUGUUGUAUAUAAAUGACACUGUAUAAAAUCUACAAAAAAAAAAUGAAAAAAAAAAAUCAGUAGCUUCACAGAUUGUUUAUGCACUGAUUUGAGUUGAAGCUUUGCAGAGUCGGUGCAUUUGUAUUGAGAGGUCGACACUGUUUGAGCAGCCUUGAGUGCGUGAUCUGACUUCUUAAACGAAUAGAAAACAACAACAACAACAAUAAAAAAAAGCUGUAUGUAAAUUGAGAAGCGAAUGGGGGGAAAGAGAAAAAAAAAACUGCUUGAUUUUAACAAAAAGGAUAUUUCUUUAAAAAGCCAAACUGCUACUCCGCUCUGUCUGUGGAACAUUCUUUGUCUUCGGAGAACUGAUAUUUCGCUGCAUGUGACGUCACUUUAUUUUAAAGCUUUUACCUUUUUCUUUUUUUUUUCCUCCUUUUUUUCCUGCUCCUCCUAAUUCAAAGCACUGUAAUACAAUUAGUGAGGGUUUGAUGGUACUUCUGUUUGUGUGAGCACUCAUAAUAACCCAAACAUCUGUCAUCUAUAACUGUUUUUAUUUGAUUUUUUUUUACAAAACAUUAAAAAGAAAACACACAUGGUGAGAUAGUAAAGCUUAAUUCUUAUGCUUCAGAAAGGCACGCAGACCUGUGAGUGUGUAGCAUCAAAUUAAUAAAUACUGUCUCUCUGUAAACCCGUCAUCAUGAUAACUAGAAGUAUAAGUUUAGGCUUUUAAAGCCACUAUGGUUUUUAAAUGGGAACUGUUUUUAUUUUAAUGAUUUGAUGACUUUUAUCUUUUAUUUAAUUGAUUGUAUUUACAAGUGAACAGAGAAUCUAAUUUUUAGCCUAAUUACCUGAAUUUAAUCCUUUUUACUAUAAUUAGUUAACAAUCACACAAAUGAACAGUAUUGAUCACAAGCACUGGUAAUAAAAAAAUCAAAAUCAGAUUUUCUGUUCCUGUGUAAAUCUUUUUUUUUUUUUUUUUUGGUCGUCUUUUUUCAUACGAAACCACCCGUAAACAUCCAUUGUUGAUGAUGAAUCUGGUAACAACAUGUAUGACAAACCAACAUAGCCUACACUGGAUGAUCCAAGUAAUUAUUUAAGCAGAAAAAUAAAUUGUGUUUAAACUGAAA
This is a messenger RNA of Scomber scombrus (Atlantic mackerel), 7834 nucleotides long. RefSeq names its product ankyrin-3-like. The transcript has 44 exons. Gene Ontology annotation, biological process: protein localization to T-tubule; signal transduction; regulation of cardiac muscle contraction. NCBI's taxonomy places the organism in Eukaryota, Metazoa, Chordata, Actinopteri, Scombriformes, Scombridae. The record is from RefSeq and is a predicted model, not a curated record. Bases 211 to 6207 code for a protein of 1998 amino acids. Gene Ontology annotation, cellular component: T-tubule. Gene Ontology annotation, molecular function: protein binding.